Durio zibethinus is the source of this 1627-nucleotide messenger RNA. RefSeq names its product guanosine nucleotide diphosphate dissociation inhibitor At5g09550-like. The record is from RefSeq and is a predicted model, not a curated record. Gene Ontology annotation, molecular function: Rab GDP-dissociation inhibitor activity. Gene Ontology annotation, biological process: protein transport; small GTPase-mediated signal transduction; vesicle-mediated transport. Gene Ontology annotation, cellular component: cytoplasm. NCBI's taxonomy places the organism in Eukaryota, Viridiplantae, Streptophyta, Magnoliopsida, Malvales, Malvaceae.
GGAGCGAGGUCUACUCUCUCCAACUAAAAACCUCGAGAUGCCGAUCCACGUGUUGUUCUCGAAGUGCUCCAUGCAUCCCACGCGCAUAAAAUGGCGUGAAUUUAGUACUUUACGAAAGCGUUAGUCUCGUUAUUCCCGCUAAAGACCUGUUCCAGACUGAACGCACACAAAAAGCCAACUCUCUCUCUCCUUUUCCAUUUCACUUCCCAGUCCCCGUUCAUUCUCUCUCUCACAGGAAAAAGCAAAAGAAAGAUUGAAAUCUUAGAAAACCUUGUGAUCAGGAUAUUCAACCAUGGAUGAAGAGUACGAUGUGAUAGUUCUAGGGACAGGCCUUAAGGAAUGCAUUCUCAGUGGUCUUCUCUCCGUUGAUGGUCUCAAAGUUUUGCACAUGGACAGAAAUGACUAUUACGGAGCAGCGUCAACUUCUCUUAAUCUCAUGCAGCUUUGGAAACAUUUCAAGGGAGAUGACAAGCCUCCGGAACUGCUAGGCACAAGCAGGGAAUAUAAUGUUGACAUGAUUCCCAAGUUCAUGAUGGCCAAUGGCGGUUUGGUUCGUGUUCUCAUCCACACAAAUGUUACUAAGUAUCUUAACUUCAAGGCUGUGGAUGGUAGUUUUGUGUACAACAAGGGAAAAAUCUACAAAGUUCCAGCAACUGAUGUUGAGGCACUGAAAUCACCAUUAAUGGGGCUUUUUGAGAAGCGCCGUGCCAGAAAGUUCUUCAUUUAUGUCCAAGACUAUGAAGAUAAUGAUCCAAAAUCUCAUGAAGAACUUGACCUGAAUAAAGUAACAGCGAGAGAACUUAUCUCAAAGUAUGGGCUGGAAGAUGAUACAGUUGACUUUAUCGGUCAUGCCUUGGCACUCCACAGUGAUGAUAGUUACUUGGAUCUGCCAGCUUUGAAUUUUGUUAAGAGAGUGAAGCUCUAUGCAGAGUCUUUGGCACGGUUUCAAGGAGGAUCUCCUUAUAUCUAUCCACUAUAUGGAUUGGGAGAAUUGCCUCAGGCAUUUGCACGUUUAAGUGCUGUUUAUGGUGGUACGUACAUGCUCAACAAGCCAGAAUGUAAGGUAGAAUUUGAUAGUGAUGGGAAAGCUAUUGGUGUGACUUCUGAAGGAGAAACUGCUAAGUGUAAGAAAGUUGUUUGUGAUCCAUCUUAUUUGCCUGAUAAGGUUCAGAAGGUUGGAAAAGUUGCUCGUGCCAUAUGCAUAAUGAGCCACCCUAUUCCUCGUACCGAUGAUUCUCACUCAGCCCAGGUUAUUCUGCCACAGAAGCAACUUGGUCGUAAAUCCGACAUGUACCUGUUUUGUUGCUCAUAUGCUCAUAAUGUAGCCCCCAAGGGAAAAUACAUUGCUUUUGUUUCAACAGAAGCAGAGACUGACAACCCUGAGCUAGAGUUGAAGCCCGGCAUUGACUUACUGGGAUUUGUAGAUGAGAUAUUCUAUGACACUUAUGACAGAUAUGUUCCCACUAACAACCAUGAAGCCGACAACUGCUUCAUAUCUGCUAGUUAUGAUCCAACUACUCACUUUGAAACCACCGUGAAUGAUGUGAUCGAGAUGUAUAGUAAGAUUACUGGAAAGGCUCUUGAUUUGUCCGUGGACCUGAGUGCUGCUAGUGCGGCUGAAGAAUGA